CAAUUAAAAAAAAUGUGAGCGUUCUAAAUUUGAAAUGUGAGUUUGUGUAAAAUGGAGCGUCCGUCUGUGUAUCCGGCGAACUUGACGGAUUUGUUAGCUGUGUCGUAUCAAGAUGGCUUCGAUCGGUCAUCGCCUGUAUCUACAGAGGAUGAUAGUCAAUUUGGAGUGGAUUUGACAGGGAAGACGAGUUUGGCGGGCAAGUCGUUUACGAUAGCGGCCAUCUUGGGGCUGUCGGGGGCAGAGCAGGAUGCGAUGAACUUGAGUGUGGAGCGGCUGAGGAGCCCACAGCUGGGCUAUUGGGCUGGGCAGGAGAUUCAGAGGCUCAAUGAGGGGUUCUGUAGGAGCAUGGCGCCGUCGGGGCUCCGGCAAGACAGCCCGCGGCCGGAGACGAGGCCCCCGCAGCUGAAGCCCCCUCGCAGCCACGCCCUCUCCUGUAGUAGCAGUUCCGGGCGAAGCAAACGCAUCAGAACUAUUUUCACUCCGGAACAGCUCGAGAGGUUGGAGGCAGAGUUCGAGCGCCAGCAAUACAUGGUCGGCCCCGAGAGACUAUAUCUGGCUCAUGCGUUACAGCUCACAGAGGCACAGGUGAAGGUGUGGUUCCAGAACAGACGCAUCAAGUGGCGCAAGCACCACCUGGAGGUGACGCAGCAGCGGCUAGCUGUGCUGCAGAGACACAGAACUGACGGAGACGAAGACCUGUAAUCUUAGAACCACUAGCUAGAGUAAUCCUUGAACCUGUCAACACUACAGUAGCCGAUCUGCAUCAUAUUGUGCUGUGACCAAGACGAGGACAAUUUCAGCAUUACCAGAGUUAAGAACUAGGAGAGAUAGUGACACAAGUACCUCAUGGAGGUGACGCUAGCUGUUCUGCAGACUCAGACCUGACGGAGACGAAGACCUGUAAUCUUAGAACCACUAGCUAGAGUUAUCCUAGACUUCCUAGAUUGAUAUAACAAGAAUCAAACGAUCGGACCUAUAAUCUUAGGAGUAACGCUUAAGAUUUGGAUAGAUAGUAACGCAAGGGCCAACUGAAAGUUAAGGAACAGCGCCUGACCAGACCUGGAAACGAGGACCUCUGGAACUACCAGCAGUUACUAGAGUUAUGUCAAAAGAUAAGCAGCCAAGAAUUGACACAAGUACCUUCACUCAUAAUGAGAUGUCUUGGGUAUACCAAGCCUAGAAUGUCUUGGGACUACGCGAGAGUAUUCUGAUUAGUAUUCAUAAACAAAGUCUUAAGUAAAAGGGAAUAUUCCUAGCCUACUGGGACUGGGCCGGUCACGUCUACCGUAUGUAUCCGGAAAGGUGCGCUAGCUUAGCCACCAUGUGGAUGCCGGUAGAGGGACGUGGCAGGCCCAAACGGAGAUGGCGGGACGACCUGGACAGCUUCCUGAACAACUGGCCGGAGGAAGCACCCAAUCGGGAGUCUUGGAAAUUAAGGCGAGAGGCCUAUGCCCAUCAUUGGGACACUCAAAUAGGCUAGAAAAAGGGAAUAUUGAAUCUCCAUAAUGCUCCUAAUGUCUGGAGAAGAAUUACGACGAAUCAAGUGGUUAUUUAUUAGACCUUUAGGUCUAACGUGGCAAAAUGAUGUAUACAUAUAUGUUUUGGUGCGAAAAUUGACUUUAAAAAUGUGAGACUACAUUAAAAGUGAUUUAAAAUUAUCAGUGAACUUAUAAGUAUAUUGUAGUGACUACAAGUAAUGGUAAGGUACUGAGAAGUCUAGGUGUUUAGAAUACUUAUAAGAACCAAUAAGAACUAUAAAAAGUGUUUUUUUCGACACGGACGAUUUGCGGGAACAUUAUUUGCGUUAAUAAUUUAAGAUAGUUCGUAAGAUAUUAACAUAGUUUACAUUUGGCUUGCUAUACUAAGGAAAUGUGGUUCUUUUAUUUAAGUGCGUAACAGCUAGGUACUCUCUUAAGUGUAUCAGUAAAGGUACCAAUGAACUGGAA
Messenger RNA from Cydia fagiglandana, 1946 nucleotides. RefSeq names its product homeobox protein notochord-like. Gene Ontology annotation, cellular component: nucleus. The coding region runs from base 52 to 702 and encodes 216 amino acids. The transcript is spliced from 4 exons. Lineage: Eukaryota; Metazoa; Arthropoda; Insecta; Lepidoptera; Tortricidae. Gene Ontology annotation, biological process: brain development; central nervous system development; regulation of transcription by RNA polymerase II. Gene Ontology annotation, molecular function: DNA-binding transcription factor activity, RNA polymerase II-specific; RNA polymerase II cis-regulatory region sequence-specific DNA binding. The record is from RefSeq and is a predicted model, not a curated record.